Molecule: messenger RNA, 692 nt
Organism: Nicotiana tabacum (common tobacco)
Lineage: Eukaryota; Viridiplantae; Streptophyta; Magnoliopsida; Solanales; Solanaceae
Source: RefSeq, a predicted model, not a curated record
UAGUGGUAGCUGCACAGUGCGUGGAGACUGCUGAAGCUAUGGGAGCUGACCGUGACCAUCUCAUGUCUGCAAUUAGCUCUGCUGUCAAUGUUCGUUCUCACGGGGAUAUAUCAACUCUUACUGCUGCUGCUGCCACAGCUUUGCGAGGAGCUGCAACAUUAAAGGGUAGAGCACUGAAGGAAGUAUGGAACAUAGCUGCAGUAACUCCAAAAGAAAAGGGAAUUGGUGUAGGCACAGUUCGAAAGAGUGAUCAAACUCAAACUAAUAGCAAUAAUUACUCCGAGGGACUUGACGUUGAAGAGAAUUUUCUGGGUGUUUGUAAUCAAGAACUGCUGGCUCGGGGUCGCGAGUUUCUGAAGCGAACGCGUAAUGGUGAUCUUCACUGGAAAAUAGUCUCUGUCUAUAUUCAUCGAAGCGGAGAUGUGAUGCUGAAGAUGAAAAGCAAACAUGUGGGGAAAACUAUCACCAAGAAAAAGAAGAAUGUAGUGCUAGAAGUUUACAAGGAUGUACCAGCAUGGCCAGGAAGGCAUUUAUUUGAGGAUGGUGAGAAACGUCGAUAUUUUGGAUUAAAGACAGAAGUACGAGGUGUGGUUGAGUUCGAAUGCAAAAAUCAAAGAGAAUAUGAGAUGUGGACUCAAGGUGUUUUCUCUCUAUGGUUGCUGAGAGGAAGAAGAGAUUUCAGAACUAAUUAA